GACAGCCAUGGAGGACACCCUCACCUGCAGCCAUGCCACUUUCUCCCAGGUGUUUGGACGCCAGGGACAGCUCAUGCAAGCCACCGUCCAGUCUCUGAACAGCCUGAAUGACCAGAUUGCUCAGUUCAUGGUCACUCGACCUUGUAGCCUGACUGAUGAGGAUGAGGCCUUCAUGCCGGGAGAGAGGGAUACCUUGAGGAAGUCUAUGACUCUGAUGAAACACUUGCUCAUGGAUGCUCAGGGGAAAAUCCUUAAAAUGAUGGAAGACAACAAACAGCUGGCACAGAGGAUUGAUGGGGCCAUCCAGUCUGCCAGCCAGGAAGUGACCAACCUGCGCUCCGAGCUCUCUGCCACCAGCCGUAGACUGGCAGAGCUGGGUGCCAGCAGCCCCCCUGGCUUGGAGAACCACCACCAGCACAACCACCACGAUGACAGCCUUCACUACCGGGAUCCAUCCAUGCGUCACAGGCAGAAGACAGUGGUGACAGACAUGUGCUACCCAACAGAAAUAUCCAGCCUGAUGGACUUUGGCACACCAGACUGCUCGCUAGGCAAAGUGUUGCUGCGUGAAGAGGUGGUCCAGCUCCAAGAGGAGGUCCACCUGCUGAGGCAAAUGAAGGACAUGUUGACUAAAGACCUGGAGGAGACCCAGGGCGGCUGCUCUGCCAAUCUGCUUUCUGCCACUGAGCUCCGUGUGCAGCUGGGUGACAAGGAGCAGGAGCUGGACCGUGCCAAGGAGGCCUUACAAGCUAUGAAAGCUGACCGUAAGCGGCUGAAGGUGGAGAAAGCAGACUUGGCGAAUCAGAUGCAGCAGCUGUACACAACACUGGAGAGCAGAGAGGAGCAGCUGCGAGAGUUCAUACGCAACUACGACCAGCAUCGAAAGGAGAGUGAGGAUGCAGUGAAAGCCCUGGCAAAGGAGAAGGACGUGCUGGAGAGGGAGAAGUGGGACCUGAGGAGGCAGACCAAAGAAUCCACAGAGCAGGCCAACGUCCUGCGUUCUCAGCUGGAUAUGAAGGAGAACAGGAUUAAAGAACUGGAGGCCGAGCUCACAAUGGCAAAGCAGUCUCUGGCCACACUGACUAAAGACGUACCAAAACGCCACUCAGUGGCUAUGCCAACAGAACCGGUGGUGAACGGCAGUCAGGAGUGGGUGAUGCACGCCGACCUUCCGCUCACGGCCGCCAUCCGCCAGAGCCAACAGACCCUCUACCACGGACACACCACAGACAGACAGGCUGUGGUCAGGAUCAGCCCCUGCCACUCACGUCAGCCUUCUGUGAUCUCUGAAGCCUCUGCGGCUGAUGGAGACCGCUCGUCAACGCCAAGUGACAUCAACUCACCUCGUCACCGGACCCACUCCCUCUGCAAUUCUAUGGAGGACCUUGAGGACCAGAAGCGGAAGAAGAAGAAGGAAAAGAUGACACUGGGAUCCCUAUCAAGGGUGUUCGCUCGGGGCAAGCAGCGCAAGUCACUGGAUCCUGGCUUGUUUGAUGACUCUGAUAGCCUCACACAGCAAAGCCUGUCUGAUGGAGAGGAGCAGCUGGACCGCCUCCAGCAGGCGGAGCUGACUCGAAACACAUGCAUGUCACUGUGGAGGGCAGGUGCAGUCCAGGCCUGGCUGGAGGUUGUCAUGGGAAUGCCCAUGUACAUCCGAGCCUGCUCUGAAAACGUCAAAAGUGGGAAGGUGCUUCUAGGCCUGACGGAUGACGAUUUAGAGCUAGGCCUGGGCAUCAGUAAUCCAAUUCAUCGCAGGAAAAUAAGAUUGGCUAUUGAGGAUUACAGGAGAGCUGAAGGGGACCAAGGAUUAUCAAAAGCAUCUGAGAUGGACCAUCACUGGGUUGCAACAUCAUGGCUGAGUGAUGUCGGACUGCCUCAGUACUCCCAGACCUUUCAGUCUCACUUGGUGGACGGACGAGUGCUCAACUCUUUGAACCGCAGAGACCUGGAGAGAUUUCUCAACAUCAGUGACCAGUUCCAUCAGACCAGUCUACUUCUGGGAAUCCAGCUGCUGCAGAUGCUCAGCUUUGAUAAAGAGGCCCUGCAGGCACGGCGGACAAAAUGCGAGCACCAAAACCGGGAUCCCAUUGUUUGGACAUGUCACAGAGUAAUGAAGUGGAUCAGAGACAUCGACCUCAAGGAGUUUGCAGACAGUCUUCAGGGUAAAGGGAUUCAUGGUGCAGUGAUGGCUUUGGAUCAGUCUUUCGACACAGAUGCCAUGGCCAAAGCCCUGGGCAUCCCCAGCAACAAACACAUGCUUCAUCGGCACCUGUAUGAAGAGAUGAAGUCACUCGCAGUCCCUCUCAGUAAUACCGAGCAGGACACUGAGGUGAUUGGUUGUUCCUCUCCUGUCGCUGUUAACCGUUUUGCUGAUGAGAGGAUGUCUAUAAGAAGAUCCGGAAAGAGUCCGCUGAGGUUACGAGCAAACAGCCACUCUGUGGAGCGAAGUCUGGGCUUCCACGGCAGCUGCAGCUCUCUGCCCAGAGAGGCCAGAGUUCAGGCGGUUCCCCGAGCCAAAGGCAGCCCGAUGCACACCUACAAGAGUGUCGAAAUCACCAACGUCUGAACCAGCCUCAGCCAUCGAGAUCUUAACCAUUGUUUACAUUUUUGUUGUGUUGCAGUUGUUUACAGCUGAGAGACACUCACACUGAGCCACUCGAUUUAGUAAUCUGACAUCUUUAGAGAAGCAUUUACUGAAGACAAGCAAACUUUAUCAUUGUGACCUGAUGGACUUGAGAGGAAGAUAACUUAAUAGCCUGUUUCAUUUUUUUAUUUUAAUUUAUUUUUAAACUAUGUAUUCCAAGACUUUUAUAUAUUAUUGGAAAAAUCAUAUUUGUAUGAUAGAUGAGAAGGCUUAAAACAGACUUCACACAGUUAUAUAAUUGAAAUUAGUGCUCUUUUAAUGCCUUAUAUUAAACAGGUCCAUAUGAUCUUCACAGCACUGUUACUAUUUAUUACUGCUACUUUUUAACAUGUUCGUUUUUUUUAAGCUGCAAGUGAAAAACUCUGUUAAUGACAAAAGAAAAGUUGUUAUAACUUACUUUCAGUGUAAAGAUACAGCACAUAUCAGCUGUUAUUCAGAAUAGAUGAGGGCCCUGUUCUUCAUACAUGGCUAACCCAGUUAACCAGACAUGAACGCUGGAUUUGUUGACUGGAUGUUUCUAAAAUCACAGAAAGCUGUACAGAACAGAGACAUCUGGAGUGCGAUUAAGGUGAUGUUUAUUUUUUAUUUUUUUGCAACUUACAAAGUACAUUUAAAUUACCAAUCAUAAGUCAAAGGACUGUAAAUUAGUAUUCAGUUUUAGAGGCAUUCACAGGUGUACUACAAGAGCUUUGAGAUGGUUGAAGACAGCUAUUUUGUUAGGUACACGUUAGGUUAGGUUCAGCUGCUUAGUAACACAAAUAUUUAAUCGGCCAAUGACAAUCCCAGUGACUCAGUUCAUUUACAUAGACCAUAGACAUGGUCAAGAGGACCUGCCAAAGCAUCAGAAUGGGGAAGAAAGGUGAUUUCAUUGACUCUGAAUGUGGCAUGAUUGUUGGUGCCAGGCUGGUUUAAAUAUUUCAGAAAUUGCUUAUCUGCUGGGAUUUUCCCAGUCAUCCCUAUCGCCACAGUUUACAGAAAAUGGGCCAAAAAAGAGUUUUCUAAGACGAGAAGCCUUGCUCAUGUCCAAGUAGAAUCAAAAAAGUUGCUUUGACCCAAUUUACAACCAAGGCAUGCAGGACAGCAGUCAUGCUGAAGACUGAUUCCAUACUGGGACUUGAACCUGUGUCAACUUUGUGAAAAAACAGAAAUCCUACAACUGCUAGACCAUACGGGACUAAAAUGAAGAAGAGAGAGAUUAUUUUCACGUGAGAACCCAGAUAGCAUUUUGUUUGAUAUUGUGUGUAAUAAUAAUAGUUUUUGGACAAUAACUUAAGAGAAGAAGCUAAUGAGAUGAUUCUCAAUUCUGCUCUGACAUUCAGAUGGUAGGGUCAGAAUUUAUUAUAAAAAAUAUGAAAGCAUGGAUCCAUCCUGCCUUGUAUCAGUAAUAUCAGUGACGGUGGCAUAAUGGUGCAGGUGCAUAUUUUCCUGCCACACUUUCAGCCUCAGUACCAGCUGAGCAUCAUCUAAACCCCACAGCCUUCCUGAGUAUUGCUGCUGACCAUGUCCAUCCCUGACCAUAAUGUACCCAUCUUUAAUCACUUAACAUUUAGUUAUUAUUAAUCUCUGUCUCACCUCCACAGUCCUGUCUUCCUCCCCUGGCUGGCUGCUUCCUGUAGGAUAAUUUGCCGUGUCUCAAAUCUCAAAUCAUCUCAAACUGGUUUCUUGACUAUGACUAUGAAGUCACUGUACACAAAUGGGCUUCACAGUUACCAGAGCUCAAUCUAACAGAGCACCUUUGGGAUGUGGUGAAAUGGGACAGUCGCGUCAUGGAUUUGCAACUGACAAAUCUGCAGCAACUGUGUGAUGCUAUCAUGUCAGCGUAGACCAAAAAUAUCUGAGGAGUGUUUCCAGCACCUCGUUUAAUCUCUGCCAUGAAGAAUUAAGACGGUUCUGAAGGUAAAACGGGGUACAACCUGGUACUAGCAAGGUGUAGCUAAUAAAGUGUCUGUUGAGUGUAAGGAAAUUCUGUUCUGAGACAUUUAGAUUUAUUUUAGUAGAUAAAUAUGUUUGUCCAGACAAAUGGCCAAAUUAUGGGUUAAAAGACAACCACGAGAGUCUCACCCUUUAAACCCUAAACAGCACCACCUGGAAUUAUUUUGUUGUUUUAGCUGUAAAAGUGUAAUUAAAUCUACCGUGAGUGUGUGCUUUUGUUCCUUUUUUCAGGACUACUACUUCUUUCAACAUCUGGUAGUUGUUAUUACACACCCAUAACAGUAGGAAAACACAAAAAACGAAAUUGAAAUUUAACAGAUUUUUACUGAAUAAGGCACUCAGAAUGUACAUGAAUAAAAGAUUUAGAAUUUGCAAUUUGAACUUUGAAAUAAUGACAAAUAUUUGAACUUUGGCCCUAUAGUUUGUUUCUGGGGUCUCUUUUUUUCCUAAGCAAGUCCAGACAUUUUUGACCCCUGGUGGAACGUCAAAAAGCAGUUCCUUUCAAGCUGCAGGCAAAGGCCUACAUUGCACUGCUGGCAUUUUCAAGGAGUGCUUCUCUUACAGACAAUGCACUGCUUCCUUCCCAUGCUCUGCCUCUUUCCCAUAUCUCCAGUGCUUAUAGGGACAGGAAAGUGUCCUUGACUUGGGGACUCAGGCCUGGUAUCCAAGCAAACACCUAGGAGGUGUGCAGCAAGCUCCUCCUGGAAGGCCUGGCCAGUCUUGUGCUUCUGUUGCUUGCUGAUGCACAACUCUUUGUGAAGGAUGAAGCUGUUGGUAACUGCAAUGACCAGAAGAUGCUGGAAAACUGUCAUGUUCCAUCUUCUGGUUUUGCGAUGGACUGAAUUUGUUCCCAGCAUCUGGUCUGAUGUAUCCACUCUUGCCAUGCAUUUAUUGUAUUCACAAUAAAUGCUGUUGGUCGAUGUACCACAAGCCCAAAAUCCCUGCUUUUUCAAGUGUUGGAAGAGGGAUGGGCUGGUGUAGAAGUUGUCACAGAAGACAAAGUAACCCGAUCCCAGAUAGUCUUUGUCCACUAGUGAUGUAACCUCAUCAAAAGAGAGUCCUUUCCCUGAUACCAACUUUGAUUUCCCCAUGUACAGCAUGAAAUCUAUGGUGUGGCCAUUCACAUCAGCAAGAACAAAAAAUUUCAGCCCCCACUUGAUGAGCUUGGCUUUCGUGUAUUGCUUGAUGGCUAAUCUUGCCUUUGAAGCAACCAUCCUCUCAUCAACUGAAAUAUGUUGCUUUGGGUGGUAGUUACUCAUGCAAUGAUUUCUCAUCAUCUCAAGGAGGGGUCUGACCGAGUGUAGUGUGUCAUAGUCCUCUGUGCCUUGUUUUGUUUUGUUUUUUCUCAUUGGCCACAUUAUCUUCUGGAUCACUGAUAUUAAGGUUAGAAGUGAUGGCCAGAAACUGGUCUCUGGACAUAAUCGUGUCAGAAAAAGCAACGUGAAAAAUUGUGUUUCUCCUCCAAAAGUCUACUAUUUUUGGAAAAUUGCAGACUGCCAUGUAAAGUAACAAGCCCAGGUACUUUUGUAGUUCUUCUGGUGUUAUUUCAUUCCAGGCAAAAGUUUUGCCCUUUUCCUUACUUUUUGCAGCAUUCUUGUUUGUGUUUGUAUCAAACUCAGCCAAAGAAAGAAAGAAAGAAAGAACACGGUAGAAAAAUAUGGUAAAACGCAGUUUAAAAAAGGCAAAUCACAACAAAAAACACAGCACAGAGCAGCAAAAACAAAGCAAUAAAAAAACACCCAAAUAUCAGAUAAAAUGUCAACUUUCUGCAGAGCUCUGUUAUACUCCCUCACUCUCUUUUCGGUCAACCAACCUUUGUUUUCCUGGGGUUGCUGUACCUCACGACUGGGAUUACCGUAAUGACCCUAAUAUGACUGGGAAGCGCAGCGUCUCUGCUUUCAGAAACAGUUUUGAAUUUUUUUCAAUUACCAAAAAUUUAAAAUUUAUGGUAAUUUAAAGAAAUGUUGCAAAAACCUGGCGACUGGUUAGCUAGAACAUAACACAGCAUUUAAACAGGCAUAACGUUUUGAAUAAAGAUUCAAAUUCAAGUGAAUAGUUGUGGACCUCACGUUGCUAAAAUAUCUUACAUGCAUGUGAGUGAGGUUUCAACCCCAAGACACAGAAUUUGAUUACUAAUUAAAAAAUCACUUGCAUGGCCAUUGGGGAGAAUAUUGCUCAAACUUACUCAUAUUUUAAACAAGAAUUCAUGUUUAAUAUUUUGUGUUUUGUCUCUGUGAAACUGUUAAACUCCUGAAGAAUGGCAGUAAAAUACAAAACCCAAAGGUUUUUCUCAUCUCUCUAUUUUGAUCUACCUCGUCACCUUCUCCCGAAUCACCCUGCCAUUGACUCAGAAAUUGAUCAGAAGCCAACUUCAACAAAGUCUUACUUCCUUAAAUGCAUCUGGAGGAGAGAGGAGGCCCAGGCCUGUCCUUUGCAGAAGCCUUUACAAUACUUGUGCCAUAUUAAAAAAAAAAAAAAAAGCAUGAUGCUUAACUUGUCAUGUAAUGCCACUUUGGUCAUUAACACUGUUACUAUCAUCUGCCAGAGAUCAUAACAUAAAGUGGCAGGCUGUAGAAAAAGAAAAAAGAAAAAGAAAACAAUGAACUGACAAUGAAGCUGUGCCACGCGUCGUAUUUAAUUGGGAUCACUGGGAAAUGACAGGUCAGAAGCAAGGAUGUUUCCAGUUUUUGUUAAAAGCCUAUUGUCUCAGCUCCUCUCCCUCUGUUAGUGCACUCAUAUGCUCAGCAUUCAGCCACUAUUAUGCCUCUCCAUAACUUUUCCCUUGAACUUUUAUUUGGGAUUAACAAACCAAUCCUAAAGGAGGCUGAGAGAAUCAGAUUAGAUUGACGAGACUAAACCAGAUUCUUGUAACCUGAAAAAAGUAUUUUAGCCUAAAUUCCUUCAGAUUGAAGAACAGGGCCCUCAAGUGCCAUCAGCUCUAAAUGUGUAAGAUGAUGUUACUAAAAACAAUGACAUGUGAAGUGUGUGUCUUCUUCUGACAGCUGGUAUACCCAUAAUUAUGUUUUUGUAAUGUAAAAGAUGAUGCAGUCAUGCAGUGUGAUAUGUAGAUAAAUCUUUGGAAUGUUGGAUUAAGAAUGUGGUAAUGUACAAAGACUCCACAUAUGUGUAUUGUAUGAACUGUGAAGAAGGCAAAACUUUGUGCCAUUAUACUAUGAAGUCAAUGGAAAGAAUGUAACAGUGUAUUCUGUACAGUUUUGGUCGUGUUUUAUAAUGCACAGCUGUUCCUGAGCAUGAAAACACUCAUUAAACGCCACCGCUGGGACUUGCACAGAGCCACACCGAGUGUGGCUGAAACCUUGAGGUUACUUCAAAUAGCAGAGAACAGGUUUGUCUGUCUCUAUCUGGGCGUCUCUUUGACUCACCAAAGCAAAACUGUUUAAGCGGGAAGAUCAGACCAGUUCAAACCUGUAUAGAGAAAGAAGACAGGGACAUGCAAUGUAUUUGCUUUUAACACAUGACAUAUACAUCUCUUUGCAAAGCAGUACAAGCUUUUCAUACAUGUCAACAUGAAAGUGGAUUUAUUGUAAAUUGUUGCAUAGAAUGUAAGACUGUUAUUGUUAUUUUUGAGG
This is a messenger RNA of Pelmatolapia mariae (spotted tilapia), 8166 nucleotides long. RefSeq names its product kazrin, periplakin interacting protein b (gene kaznb). Lineage: Eukaryota; Metazoa; Chordata; Actinopteri; Cichliformes; Cichlidae. The record is from RefSeq and is a predicted model, not a curated record. The transcript has 17 exons. Bases 8 to 2566 code for a protein of 852 amino acids. Gene Ontology annotation, molecular function: protein binding.